Musa acuminata AAA Group (dessert banana) is the source of this 1508-nucleotide messenger RNA. Its product is annotated as zinc finger protein 4-like. Lineage: Eukaryota; Viridiplantae; Streptophyta; Magnoliopsida; Zingiberales; Musaceae. Gene Ontology annotation, biological process: negative regulation of abscisic acid-activated signaling pathway. The record is from RefSeq and is a predicted model, not a curated record. The coding region runs from base 669 to 1337 and encodes 222 amino acids. The transcript has 2 exons.
GAAUGAAGGCAUACACACUCAUGGAACUGCUGCGAAAGCUAUGGUUCCUGGAUGGACAGUGGUCAAUAUGACAGGACUCUUAAAGAACUGCUUACUGUUUAUCUACUUGCAGCUCUGAGCAAGAAACCCAGAGCUACUGUUGGCAAUCAUGCAGAGUGAUGCAGAGCCACUGUUGCUUGGGCUACAAUUCCCAUCUCUUGAUGUGCAAGUAAUAGCAUAUAUUUCCUUGCAAGUGAUAUGGAGAUGAAAGGUGCCAAGAGGAGUUGAGCACUCACCACAGCUUCUUCACCCAAAAGAAGAGGACAUAUAAGGUGACAUAUCCCUUCGCUAUUUCUGCAUCCACAUGCCUUUUGGUCUGCCAGCCGAAACUCUGCUUUCCAUAAUUAGGCAUUACCAGAUGCCAUCAUAUAUGCCCACCUCACAUCAUUCUCAUCUCCCCUCCUCUAUCUUCCUCUCCUCGCACCGGAAGGAGAACUUGAGCCAUGAAGCCAUUCCCCCACAGAGAAGUGCUGAGGUUACAUCUAGCUCCUUGCUCGUAGCAUCAGAACUGUUCAACAGAAGGACAUGGAAGCAUAUGAUAGGCCUGUCGAAGUUCACCGACAGUUCUACUUGUGCAUGCAGCUGAAGGAGAGCUAAAGCCUUACUCGCCAUCUCUAUUAGGCCUAAACAUGAACGGUUCCGACACAGAAGCAUCGGUAGAAGUCUUUGAAGUCAGCAGUCAAGUGGCUUCUAACAUGUGGACCCAAGAGUCUUCUUCUUCUUCCCCCAGCAAGGAGGACGCACCCAUCUCCCUCGACCUCUCCCUCACCCUCAAUGCAGAUUCCACAGCGCCGGCGGUCGUCUCGCUGUCGAGCACAAGCGAAAGCAGCAGCGAAUCGCAAGCCUUUCCCCCGCCCGACUCCCGGAGAGUCUUCUCCUGCAACUACUGCCAACGCAAGUUCUUCAGCUCCCAAGCCCUGGGCGGCCAUCAGAACGCUCACAAGCGGGAACGAACGCUUGCGAAGCGGGCACUUAGAUUGGACGCAGCUCGACACAGUUAUCCUAGCAUUGCAUCUUUGCCCCUCCAUGGCUCUGCUCUCCAUUCACUAGCGAUUAAGGCGCAUUCAUCAGCGCAUCAGAGCAUGGUGGAGUGGAGGGGGAGCCAAGGCGGUAUGCUCUUUGGGAGAGGCUUGCUUGAGCCAAGGCAAGUGGUUGUGGAAGAUCAGGAUGUGGAUUUUCAUUGGCCUGGAAGCUUUGGGCCAAUGACAGAUUCAAGGUUUGAGCGAAUUGGGAGCUCAGAUUUGGUAGCAGUGGAUCACCAGCCAGUAGAGGAUCCUGAUCUUACUCUCAGGCUCUAAGUGUUCGACGCUGGCAUUUUUGCGUGACGGUGUUGUAGAACGAACACAUUGUUUUUCUUGAUGUCAUGCAGUGAGGAAUGUGAUGGUUUGUAAGCUUCUUGUUGCAUUAUCUUCUGCUUAGGAAUGUGAUGUAUUGCUUCUACAAAUCCAGUGAAGUUGCAUGUUUCUUUA